This is a messenger RNA of Venturia canescens, 5343 nucleotides long. It is a transcript of the gene sgl, whose product is annotated as UDP-glucose 6-dehydrogenase sgl. Gene Ontology annotation, molecular function: UDP-glucose 6-dehydrogenase activity; NAD binding. The transcript has 6 exons. NCBI's taxonomy places the organism in Eukaryota, Metazoa, Arthropoda, Insecta, Hymenoptera, Ichneumonidae. Gene Ontology annotation, biological process: glycosaminoglycan biosynthetic process. Gene Ontology annotation, cellular component: nucleus. The record is from RefSeq and is a predicted model, not a curated record. The coding region runs from base 265 to 1692 and encodes 475 amino acids.
UCGUGAGACUGUAGACUAGUGAGACGCGUUGCGAGUUGCGAGUCGAGUGCGAGUACUGCGAGUCAGUUCAGUCUGCGACUGCAACGUGAGUCGUACGGAUGGGGUGUUAUUCGUUUUCCAUCACGCUUCACCUCAUAAUCGUUCUUUGACGUGUUGACAGUUCUUCCGCACUGUUCAGUCCUGAUAGAAGGUACAAAAUUUAGAUACGGACCGUUCCUGGAGAUAAGAAAGUUGAUUGGAGGAAGCAAAAGAAAAGGACCAAUAAUGACGAUAAAAAAGAUUUGCUGUAUCGGAGCCGGCUACGUUGGAGGACCGACAUGCAGUGUAAUCGCUCUUAAAUGCCCUGAAAUUCAAGUGACCGUUGUGGAUAAAAGUAGAGAGAGAAUAGCCCAGUGGAAUUCAGAAAAACUGCCUAUUUACGAGCCACGUCUGGACGAAGUUGUGCAAAAAACUCGUGGCAAAAACUUGUUUUUCUCCACGGACAUUGACACAGCCAUAGAGGAAGCUGAUCUUAUAUUCAUAUCAGUAAACACACCAACUAAAACCUUUGGCAAUGGCAAAGGUAGAGCAGCCGAUCUCAAAUACGUUGAGAGCGCUGCUCGAAUGAUCGCCGAAAUUGCGACCAGUGAUAAAAUCGUCGUAGAAAAAAGUACAGUUCCUGUUAGAGCCGCUGAACGUAUUAUGGAUAUCUUACGAGCGAACCACAAACCUGGCGUUUCUUAUCAGAUACUCUCGAAUCCUGAAUUUCUGGCCGAGGGGACUGCCAUCGAAGAUCUGAUGGAGGCCGAUCGAGUGCUGAUAGGCGGUGAAGAUUCUCCGAGUGGCAAUGCCGCUAUCGAGGAACUUUGUAAAGUUUAUGAACACUGGAUACCAAGAAAAAACAUAUUGACCACAAACACUUGGAGUUCGGAACUUUCGAAAUUGGCUGCCAACGCGUUUUUGGCUCAACGCAUAUCAAGCAUAAAUUCAUUGUCAGCUGUGUGCGAAGCGACAGGUGCCGAUGUUUCGGAGGUAGCUCGUGCGGUCGGUUUGGAUUCGCGAAUAGGCUCUAAAUUUCUUCAAGCUUCGGUCGGUUUCGGUGGCUCGUGUUUUCAGAAAGAUAUUUUAAAUCUCGUUUACAUGUGCGAGGGACUUAAUUUACCAGAAGUUGCCGCUUACUGGCAACAAGUUAUUGACAUGAACGAGUACCAAAAGUCACGAUUUUCUGCGAAAAUCGUCGAAUCUCUGUUCAACACCGUCACCGACAAACACAUUGCGAUGCUUGGAUUCGCAUUCAAAAAGAAUACCGGCGACACUCGCGAUUCCCCGGCUAUCCACGUCGCCAAAACGCUUCUCGAUGAAGGCGCCGUUCUACACAUCUAUGACCCUAAGGUUGAAGAGGCUCAGAUCAUGACGGAUCUGUCGGUACCCGAAUUUUCGAAUCUAGCGAACCAGAUCAGCGUUUAUAAAGACGCAUAUUCCGCGACUAGAGAUACUCAUGCUAUAGUCGUCUGUACCGAAUGGGACGAAUUUAUGGAAUUGGAUUACAAGAAGAUUUACAAGGAAAUGAAAAAACCGGCGUACAUUUUCGAUGGCAGAAAAAUUCUUCAGCACGGUCGUUUACAAUCAAUUGGUUUCAUAGUGCAGACGAUCGGUAAAAUGCUUUCGAGAAACGUUAUUUCGAGGGCGUGGGGAAGCCAAACGCAGAUUUAAUAUCUCCAAUAUAAUAGUUAAGAAAGAUACGUUAUUUUAUACACAGAUGUGCGUAAUUGUUGAUACAUGUACGUACAAAAAUCACGUACAUAAUAGCCCAGUCAAAGAAAUUGACGUGCCCAAGAUGGGACUAACUUUUAAUCGUGGAUCAUUUUAUACACGGGAUCUUAUCUUAAAACAUUCCUCAAGUGCGAUACCAGUUUUGAAAUCCGUGUAGCCGACGAGAUAUUGAAAAAAUUUAGCUCUUUAGUGCCCAUCUCAUAUGUCCGAAUCAAGAUUUAUUAUCUUUAUACAGUUCUAAAAAAGUCUACCGUUGAAGGUCUUAGUGAUCAAAUUUAACCACGGAAUUAAUGAGAAACGGGAAAAUCAUGAAAGUGAUAAAACAAGAAAGUUUUUUUUAGAGUUUUCCGAAGAGAAGCAAUUUUUCAUUGAUGUUCAAAUUUGACGGAAAUUCGUACGAUAGUAUGAUGAAUGAGCGCUCGUUGUAACUUUUAUUUAAAGAAUGGUUCCGAAAUACAUUUCUAGCUAAUUAAUUCUAUGAGAAUUUUAGCACUGCGCAAUUCGAUAAUAAGACGAACGCGUCUACUAAGCUAAUUUUGCUGAAGAAUUGCGUGGAUUGAUUUUUGAAAAUCAUAAAAUGAAAGAAUCGUCAGAGCUUUACUUUUUUUGUAAGAUGAAAAUCAUUUUUUACUUUCUAUACAUAUUUUUGAACGUAACCACGAUUAUUUUUCGAACUCCCUCCAAAUUUUUUUUCGCCUUUUUAUUUUUAUGGUAGUUUAUUUACGUAACUGUACACUCGGUGGUAAAAAAAUUCGAUGGCCUCGAUGUCCAAUCUCUUUACGAAAAAUAUUUUACAUGCACUAUUUCCAUGCAUUUUUUCGUGCGAGUUUCUAAAAUAGGACUCGAGAAGAGAGACUUAUUCGAAAUAGUGAAUCUGUUUGCAUAUAUUUUUUGUUCUAUUUUUUAUUUGGAACGAUGCUCGAGUUUAAUUAUCGAAUUGUGAUAUUUACAGCUGUCCAAAAAUAGUUCAUUUAUUUAUAGUUUGAAUUAUCGUCGAAUCGCAAAUUUUAUUUGGUCACAAGGUUUAGCUAGAACUGUAUGUUCAAAAUGAAGCGUUCUUACGUAUCGUUAUUCUACGUGCGAUAACGAAAAUACAUUUCCGUUUAACGAUUUUAUUAAAAAAUACGACAAAAUGACAAUAUCUCUCACGAGUUCUGUGGGAUAAAUCGUAUCAAUUUCAUCAAGUAUUACAUCUAACCUUAAAUUACUUCAUUUAAUAAUAAUAUUGAUAAUCAUUUCAAACAUUCGGUACAAUGUUUACGGAAAAUCUCCUAAUUGUGUACGUAUUUUUUUUUUUUUUUUUUUUCAAAUUUCAUCUAUAGCUAGACGAUAGAAUAUAGCUAUAAAUAUGAAAUCCUAUUUUUCGAGAUUAUUAUAGAGUUAAAAUGUGGUGCUAGUGAUAAUUGUAAAUAAACAAAUGUAUAAUUCAUGAGGCAUUAUUCGUUAAGCCGGUGUUCGUUCGAUACGUACAGGAAUUAUGAGAAAGAUUUGGAAAAUGUAAACUCGUUUCUUCAAAUACUUUACAUGAUGAAAUAAUGCCUUGGCAAUUCAACUUUGCAUGAUGAAAAAGUCAUGAACUAAACACGUUAAAUCGCCUAUAUAAGAGCAUUUAUCAUACUUUAGGACUUGUCGAAAAGUGCAAGAGAAUAAGCAAGAUGAAAAAUGAAUUCCUCCUCUUGCUUAUGCAGCGUGCUUGUGGAGCACUUGAAUUUUCUCCAAUCAUUUUAUUUCACAAAUAUUCCAGUACUUAGCGUUUUUCAAAUAAACAUCUUUUAAAAAUUCAGCAAUCGACAUAUACGGUCCAUCCAUAUUCCGUACGUUGGAUUAUAUCUUUCUAAUUUUUUCACUAAGAAUCAAUUGCAGGGCUGCUGAUAUGUAAUUGAAGUAUCCUCCAUGCCAAAUCGACCCAGUGUGUCAUUGCAAAUUACCAAACUUUUCUGUAAUGAUAGAAAUAAAUUUACUGCUUAUCCGCUGAAAUAUAUUCUGUUCGAAUAACAUACUCAAAAGUUUUUCGAAUGGCUGUUACUGAAAGUCAAGUUUUUUGAGGGGCUGAGAUUAGCUGAAUUUUUCAAGAUUUGUUUUUGCAAAAUUUUGCCAUUUUUAUGAAACAUAAUUAUUGUCUAAUAACCAUCCAGAAUUCAUGAUUGAGAGCAAGCUUAGAUUAAAUUAGCAAGAAAAAUUUUGCUUUCGCUUCAAACCUAUAUACGAGAGCUAUAGGAAAAUGACAUUUUUAGAUCUGUCCACAAAGUUGCGCAGAACACAAAAUAUUGUAGAUUAUUACUUCUUUUCAUAAGUCUUUAUUACAUAAGAACAAACACAUUUGUAGUCCUGAAUGAAGUAGGCAGGUUUAUAGUGAUUACCGUAAUACUCUGUUGAAUUUCCCAAAUUGGGAAACAUCACUUAUAUUAUUAUAACCCAGAACAGACGUCACAUCGGAAUUUUAUUGCACUCACUGAAAAUUUGCCAUGUAUUUCUUAUCUUGAGAUUCUAGUUUAAUAUACCAACAAGCAUAAAGUUGUAAUCCGUUACAAAAUUACCCAGGUCACCAAAAGCGUUACAUUAAAUUUAUAAAAAAUCAAAAAUCGUUUUUCAUUUUCAUUUCACAAUGAAAUUUGUUGAUUGCACUUUGUACGAAUGUAGCCAAUUAAACCUGAUAUCAGAACGAUUUGUUGAUUUUUCCCAGGCUAAUUCUUAGUUAAAUUUUCAUGUUUUCCAUAAAGCUGAUUGGUAUCUCAAAUUCUUAUUGUAAUGAAAAGUUAUUGAUAUCAUUCUGGGAAGCAAUUUUCAAAAAAGUUGUCUCAAAGUUUUAUGGAGUGUGUCUUAACAUUUGUCUAGUAUAUUAUAAACACCUCUUAUCUUUGGAACUCCAGUGGAAAAUAAAAAAAUCAGUGAAGUGAUAAGUUUUAGACAUAUUGCAUCUCGAGAAACGAUGAAAAAAAUUCAAAGAAAUACAUUUAGAGAUUGAGCUAGUAUUUCAUAUGUUUGGAAAGGUUUUGGUCGUAACAAAGAGAAAAUGAUGAUAUAAAAUUGACUGGAGAUCAGAGUUGAGAAACGAUUUUGAAUUUAAUAAAUUAAAAAAAAUUAACAUGUACCUAAAAUUCACCCUAUGGAUAAAUGGUACUCAUCUUUCACCAAUUUUUGCCAUCUAGUUCCAUGCACCUCUGAUAUUUAAUCAACUGCCCAUGAAAUUUUAACGAUUCGAUGCUUUGUUUCGAAAUUAAGAUAUAAAACAUCUUUUUGGAGCUGCUUCAGAAAACCUUUGAUGGGAAAGCACUGUUGAAAAUAAAACUACUCCGAGAUAUUUUUACAGCCAAAAUUGUUCAGUGAAUUGCCCCCAAAAAUCGCCAUUGUCAUUCCGUUAUAAGAUCUCACAAAGAAAUAAAUACUGCAUGUUGUGCGUCUGAAAGAUUCUCUCAUUUUGUUCUUAAUUUUCAUUUCGAAUUAUUAAUUUUGUAAAUUGGAAGAAGCAACAUGCGUUUCAUACAAUUGAAAUUCGUAAUUGCAGUUUUUGUUUCCACACCUCCGUUGCUAUAGUGGUUAUUCGAAUGUCUAAAUGUACUGAGAGAAUUGAAUAUAUGAAAUAUGAGAAUA